CCCCGCAGCCUCUGCCGCCCAAGAAACAGGGCGCGAGGAAGAGAGCGAUCGAUGGCGAUGCCGGACGAGGCGGCGAUGAAGAAGUCGGCGUGGACCAAGGAGGAGGACGCCGCGCUGCGGGAGCAGGUGCGGGCGCACGGCCCGCAGAACUGGGCGGCCAUCAGCGCCGCGCUGCCCGGGCGCAACCCCAAGUCGUGCCGCCUCCGCUGGUGCCAGCACCUGACCCCCGUCGUCGACGCCGUGAGGCCCUUCACCCCCGAGGAGGACGAGAAGAUCGCCUGCCUCCACCGCCUGUACCCCAACAAGUGGGCCACCAUCGCGGGCUUCCUCCCCGGCCGCUCCGACAACGCCGUCAAGAACCGCUGGAACUCCGUCCUCGGCAAGCAGCCGCAGCCGCAGCAGUGGGCGGCCGCUGCCCCACUCCGCCGCAUCUCCGACGGGACGCUCCCGCUGUUCCCUGUCGCUUCGGGGGAUGUCAUGGCGUUCGGCCGGAGCGUCCGGGUGCUCCGCCGCCCGCCGCCCGGCGACGCGGGGGCUGAUCUGAGCGGCGCGUGCCUGAAGCUGUUCCCGCUGGCGCCAGGGGACCUCGUCGGGGGCAACGACACGAGCGAGGCGGGCGAGAUGGAUGUGGAUCGCGGCGACGACGGCCCGACGGUCGCCGAGCUGAGGCUCUGGCCGUGCACGAGGGCCGCCUCUAUGGCGGCGUUCAAGGCGAUGGUGCAGGCAGUUCGAGCGCCCUAGAUCCUCUCGUCUUUGCCUGAAUUUCUGUUGCUCUUUGACCUGCUGAGCGAUGGAUGAUUUGUAACGGAUUUCCUUGGCCGACCGAACUUCCGAUGGAGGAUAGUGGAUCGUACUAGCAAUCUGGCUACAACUUAAAGUUUUGUUGUCUUCCAAUUUUUGAGACUGCAUUUGGAGGGAUUGUGCUGA
Messenger RNA from Panicum hallii, 927 nucleotides. RefSeq names its product myb-related protein 308-like. The transcript has a single exon. The record is from RefSeq and is a predicted model, not a curated record. Gene Ontology annotation, cellular component: nucleus. Bases 52 to 741 code for a protein of 229 amino acids. NCBI's taxonomy places the organism in Eukaryota, Viridiplantae, Streptophyta, Magnoliopsida, Poales, Poaceae. Gene Ontology annotation, biological process: regulation of DNA-templated transcription. Gene Ontology annotation, molecular function: RNA polymerase II cis-regulatory region sequence-specific DNA binding; DNA-binding transcription factor activity, RNA polymerase II-specific.